ACAGCCCUCUCUGCUCUGCAUUCCUGCAAACCAAAGCCAUCGAUACAAACAAGCAUCGCAGCCCGCCCCAACGCGACACCCACCGCCAAGCGCUCUUCGUCUCUGCAACCGAUUCCAGCCUCAGGGAGCAUCUCGCCGCUCACUGAGUUCCAUCCGCGCGCAAUCCCGCCCAACUAAACUAAACCCGCUCCCCUCGUUCAAAGGCCCGCGCCUUUCGCGUUCGCCACCGUGGCUCAACUCAUCGCGAUGCCGAAUACCCCCCCGCCGGCGCUGCUGCCCCCGCCAGAGGGCAUCUUCCGGACCUUUGACGACCUGAUGGCGUCGGUGCAGCGCGUGGCCAAGGACCAGGGCUACGGCAUCGUCAAGCUCCGCGCCUCCAACUAUCGCGACGGCAAGCCCACCCGCUACGACCUCGUCUGCGACCGCGGCGGCGUCAAGUACAACAGCACUGCCAAGAAGCGCAACCCGUCCACGCGCAAGAUCGACUGCCCCUUCCGCGCAAAGGCCGUCUGCGAGGUCCAGCUGGGAAACCAAUGGCGCUUCGCCCUGCAGGAACCGAGACACAACCACGAGCCGCGCGUCCCCUCCGGCACCCCCGGCCAGGAGAAUGCUCCCUUGGCAACCUCGAUCCGGUCCUUCACUAACAAGCUGGACCGUCUGAGCCACGACAUGGCCCAGGGCCUGAUGCGUAUCGAGCAGCGCCUCGACAACAUUGAGAAGCGCAUGGAGAACAUCGAGGCCCGCGCCGGCAGCUACGAGCCUCGCUUCCAGGCGAUAGAACAGCGGCUGCAAGGUAUGGAAGGCCCUCGCAUGGACGGCAUGGGCAUGGACGAUGUCGAAUCGCGCCUGUUGGCUUCCACGGUCAUGUAGCAAGCGAUGUCCUCGGAUUAUCCAUCACCUCCCCGACGCUGAGGCGAGGUGAUGGCUAUGACGUGGAGCACGACAGGUGGCUUUCAUCACAAGAAGUGAAACCAAAAAAAGACAAAAAGCAAAAAC
Molecule: messenger RNA, 996 nt
Organism: Trichoderma atroviride IMI 206040
Lineage: Eukaryota; Fungi; Ascomycota; Sordariomycetes; Hypocreales; Hypocreaceae
Source: RefSeq, a predicted model, not a curated record